AUUUAUAUUAUUUGUAAUUUGUCUGUCAUUAGUCAUUGAUUGAUUUUACAUAUAGAGCUCGUGAUUAUUAUAAUAUUUCAUUUAAUACUGAAAAAUGAAUUUAAUUCACGAUUUCAUCGAACCACCGACGCCUUUUCCAUAUCGAUAUCGAAAAUGUAUAUACUGUAAGAAAUCAAACAUCUUCAAGGCAGUAUACAAAUGUAAGGACUGUCGUAAAGUAUGCCAUCGCAAUUGUUAUAAGGAAAUUCUAGAAAUGAAAUUAAAACGUGAAGAAGAAUUAGAACUCAUGAAAUCAACUAUCGAAAUAAUUAACAAUAAUGAAAUCGUUAAGAAGACAACGCUGCACCAAUGUGACAUAGAAUCGGACAUUACUAACCAUGGUUUAACUAAUGAACUACCUAGUACAACAUAUCUCAAAUGCACUGACAUUAAAUCGAACAUUAAUGACCAUCGUUCAAUUACAUUAAAUGAACUGUCCAGUACAACAUCUUUGAACGUGAAUAUUUUGAAUGGUCGUAGAAUAGUUGACAUAGGUCAUGUUUUCAACGAAAUUCAAAAUAUUCGUCAUAGCGGUGGACUUGGAUGUUCAUUUUCAGAUAUGAUUUUUAAAAGAGAAGAAAUAAAUGGAUACUUCUCAAUAUUCUAUUUUCAUUGUAAAAUGUGCGGUAUCGAAAAACAAAUAUCUUCUGAAAAUACUAAGAACAUUGAAUGCAUUCCAAUAAAUAAAGCAGUAGUCAAUUCUACAAAAGCUAUAGGUAUUGGAUAUGCACAACUGUCUGAACUUUCGACUUGCAUCGAUAUACCUUCAAUGUCAUCCAAUACAUAUCAGUCAUUAUUAUCACCUGUCGGCGAAGUAGUGCAUGAUUUAGCGAAGGAUGAAAUAAAAGAGGUGGAAGGUAUAUUGCCUGUCGGCGAAGUAGUGCAUGAUUUAGCGAAGGAUGAAAUAAAAGAGCUGGUGGAAGGUAUAUUGAGUGAAAUCGUUGCACCAAAAAGCGUGCAUGAAAUAGAAGAAAAUAAAGGAGAUGAAUUGCAAAAUUCAGAAAAACAACAACAUAAGUCAUUUCUGCAGACGUACCAAGAUCCAAGUACCAGCUUAGCUGUUAACAUAUUGCAGGAUGUACAACAAAUCGAAUCAAAUAGAGUAGCUCUGGGUGAAGAAAAUUUCACCUUAGAAGAAAACAAAGAUAUUUCGGCAGUAAACGAGGAUACUAAACACGAAACAGGACUCGAUGUACAACAAAUCAAAUCAAAUGAAGUAGCUCUGGGUGGAGAAAAUUCCGCCUUAGAAGAAAACAAAGAUAUUUCGGCAGUAAACGAGGAUAUUAAACACGAAACAGUCAUCGAUAUUGAUGCAAAUGAACUGGAAAAUGUUUUGGACGAACGGAGUCAAAAAAAGAGUUUCUGGAGAUGGCUAAUUCCAUUCUGGGGAAGAAAUCAAGUUAAAACAAAAUCAAAUUCAAUUAAAAACAACGAGUAUUUAAUGCUCAAUUAUUAAAUAUUUAAUGCUCAAUUUUUAAAUAUUAAAUGCAUAACCUCCAAAGGUAUAUUAUAUAUUAAAAAAACAUAGUUAAAUAUUAAGUAACCAUAGGAUAAGUGUCACCACUGGAUGGCUCCUUCCAUUACAACAAUAUUACUUCCAACUGUACUUUUAUCCUAUACUCUUAUUAUAUUAAUGAUACAGAUAGUAUACUAAUAGUAAAAAUAAAAAUAAAAGAUUCUUAAGUUUUAAGGUAAUAUUAAAAAACAACCUAACUUAUAGAUAUGAGGUUUAUUUUAUUUUAUUCAAUAUACAUAAUGUCGUUUUAUACGUAAAGUUCAGUUUUGAAAAUACAUCAGAAAAAUGAUAACCUCCAAAAGUAAUGACAGUCAGUCAUGUUUGGCUAGAUACGUUUUUUUUUUUUGUCCAAAAUUAAACACGACUUAAUGAAUUAAGCAGUUAUAUAAAGACCAAGAAAAUUUCACUCCGGAAGUAUAUAAAAACAUUUCGAUAUCAAUUGCAAAUAUUCAAUGCGUAACAAAACUCAAUCCCAAUGUGACUGUACUUGAAAAGGUAUCAAAUGGAGCUUUUUCCUAGAACAGAAUAAAAAUACUUCGAUAGCAACUAUCUGAACUAUCUAACUAUUUAGCUUUUAAGAAAAAUCCAUUUUAUAUUAUUAGCUUUAGUGUUAUAGUGAAUUUAUCCAUUAUUAAACUGAAAGGUUAGAAUAUUAUCUAUGACAUCUUAUAAUAUUUUAGUAAUAUUAUAUAAUUUCAAAGUGAGUUAGGUUCAUUUAAAUAAGGUGAUAGUUUAGUCGCUGUAGACAACAAGAAGCGUGUGUGCAGGAAGAACUAGAAGUUGAAAGUGAUCGUUUAGCCGUCAGAAAGGAAAAACCGAAACGCCGAUUACUAUGUAAGCGCAAAAAAGAUUUUUUAGGUGCAUGUUUUGUUAUGGAGCAUAGUUUAAGCUUUUCGCGUUGUUAAAUAUUUAAUUUAAUUUUUUUAAUGGACGAACCAAUGAAAUACUUUGCCGACCAUGUGCAUAGAAUACAUUAUUUUAACAAUAAUCAGCUUAUAUAAUUAGUAUAUUUUUGUUUUAUGAAUCAGAGGUGUAAAGUUUAUUAUAAUAUAACAAGCAAACCAUGAAAAAAAAAAAUUGCCUAUUAUAUUAUGAUAAACUUUACGCCUCUGAUUCACAAAACAAAAAUUUACCAAUUAUAUAAGCUGAUUACUGUUAAAAUAAUGUAUUCUAUGAUCACACGGUCGCCAAAGUAUUUCAUUGGUUAGUUCAUUAAAAAAACUAAAUUAAAUAUUUAAUAACAACACCUAAAAAUCUUUUUAUGCGCUUACAUAGUGAUCGGCGUUUCGGUUUUUCCUCUCUAACGGCUAAACGAUCACUUUCAACUUCUAGUUCUUCCUGCACACACGCUUCUUCGGUUGUUGUCUACAGCGACUAAACUAUCACCUUAUUUAAAUGAAAAUAACUCACUUUGAAAUUAUAUAAUAUUACUAAAAUAUUAUGAGAUGUCAUAGAUAAUAUUCUAACCUUUCAGUUUAAUAAUGGAUAAAUUCACUAUAACACUAAAGCUAAUAAUAUAAAAUGGAUUUUUCUUAAAAGCUAAAUAGUUAGAUAGUUCAGAUAGUUGCUAUCGAAGUAUUUUUAUUCUGUUCUAGGAAAAAGCUCCAUUUGAUACCUUUUCAAGUACAGUCACAUUGGGAUUGAGUUUUGUUACGCAUUGAAUAUUUGCAAUUGAUAUCGAAAUGUUUUUAUAUACUUCCGGAGUGAAAUUUUCUUGGUCUUUAUAUAACUGCUUAAUUCAUUAAGUCGUGUUUGAUUUUGGACAAAAAAAAAAAAACGUAUCUAGCCAAACAUGACUGACUGUCAUUACUUUUUUAGGUUAUCAUUUUUCUGAUGUAUUUUCAAAACUGAACUUUACGUAUAAAACGACAUUAUGUAUUGAAUAAAAUAAAAUAAACCUCAUAUCUAUAAGUUAGGUUGUUUUUUAAUAUUACCUUAAAACUUAAGAAUCUUUUAUUUUUAUUUUUACUAUUAGUAUACUAUCUGUAUCAUUAAUAUAAUAAGAGUAUAAGAUAAAAGUACAGUUGGAAGUAAUAUUGUUGUAAUGGAAGGAGCCAUCCAGUGGUGACACUUAUCCUAUGGUUACUUAAUAUUUAACUAUGUUUUUUUAAUAUAUAAUAUACCUUUGGAGGUUAUGCAUUUAAUAUUUAAAAAUUGAGCAUUAAAUGCUCGUUGCUUUUGAUUGAACUUGAUUUUGUUUUGACAAUUUCCUCAGUCGCUACAUCUUUUUGAGCUUCUUUACAAUGUAUUUUAAUUUAAAAUAUUAAAAAAUAUAUUCCUAAU
Aphis gossypii (cotton aphid) is the source of this 3838-nucleotide messenger RNA. RefSeq lists its product as uncharacterized. The record is from RefSeq and is a predicted model, not a curated record. The transcript has 6 exons. Lineage: Eukaryota; Metazoa; Arthropoda; Insecta; Hemiptera; Aphididae. Bases 95 to 1495 code for a protein of 466 amino acids.